CAAAAACUCUGCGUGGAGAUUGAUGAGUAACCUAUACAAGUUAGCGUCACUUCCGGUUAGCUGUCAAAAAAGGAAAGAAAAGUCUAAAAUAAAUAGUGUUACAAAAAUCUUAAAUAAUCGUCAAAAAUGACAUCUGUCCCGGCAAAGAUUGUGCUUAAAAGCACCACAAAGUGCACUCUGAGUGAUAGAUUUACACAGAUACAGAAGAUGCGUCCAGCGCCAGCUUCGCCUCAGGAAGUUCGGGUUCAGAUGGCAGCAUCACAGCAAUCAUCACAGCAAAAUCGGCGACUUGCACAGCAGAUGGCUAACAGACCAGCUGUGCAGGCAGCACUUGGGCAAAGAAUGCCAAAACAACCAAUGCAACAGACAAGAUCCCUAAAACAAAGACUUGGUCCUUCAAAUGUGAAAGCUCGGUUGUCAAUGGACACGCCGACAUUCCGAGGUCGAGGGAGAGGAGGCAGACGUGGCGGUGGUUUUAGAGGUCGGGGUCAGCAGAAUGGAUACAUGUCUGGAGGUAUGCCUUACAGAGGUGAUUACCGUGGUGGUUACAGAGGUCAAAAUUUCUCCAUUCGUGGAAGAGGUGGUUUCUCUCCCAGGUGGCUUGAUGACCGUCGUCCACGUGGUCGUGGUGGGUUUGGUAGUCGAGGAGACGCCUCAUUCCGAGGAGGUUAUCGUGGUUUCCGCGGACAGAGAGGAGGCAACAGGGGCUUCAUACGGGGCCAGCGGGGAGCUCCUAGGGGCAGAGGUCGCGGGCGGGGUCAGAGGGGCGGGGCCAACCAGGGGCUGUCGAGGGAGCAGCUAGAUAACCAGCUGGAGGAGUACAUGUCCAAGACCAAGUCCCACCUGGAUCAGGAGCUUGAUCAGUACAUGGCUGAGGCUACCUCCUGAAAGGGCUGCUGGGGACACCAAGGGAAGAUGGCCAAGUGAUCUUAUUAGUGAGCCUUGAAAAGACGGACACAAUGAAUGGCAUCAUUUAAUGUACUAUAUAGUUGAUCCAAAUAUCUAUCGAUUAACAUGUUGGGCAAUAGAUACCUGAUUGUUGUGUCAUUUUGGUUGAUAAAGUGAUAUUCAAAAACACAGACUUCAGUUUCUGAACAAGGCUUGAUAUAUUUUUUUGCUUUGGUUUUCUUCCAAUUUGAAUAUUUAUGUUUUGAAGUGGACAAAAACUAACUUUCCAUAAAUCAUAUUCUGUGUUUUAAAUGUUUUGUGGACAGUUAUGUUUAAUACAGUGUUGAUUUGUUUGUCUCUUUACCUGCAAUCGAUAUUGAUUCUGAUGAACACCCAAUCCUGAAAGCUGGAUGAAAAAUAAUUCUUGUAAAUAUCAUAGAGUAGUUGUAUUUAUUAUGACUAAGUGUAUUUUAAACCAUUUUUGUAUUAUAUUCAUCACUUUAGCACACAUUGACCUUCUGGUGUAGUUCUUAUUUUAUGUAUUGGAUAGUUAUGUUUUUAUAUGAAAGUACCUUAAAUUGAGAAUAUUCAUGUCACUCACAUGUGACACUUGAUCAUUAAUGUGUUGAAUGACAUGUAAAAAUAUACAGUUUUAUGUAUGUUUGUAUUUGUUCUGUGAAGUGUUGUUUCUCAUACAAGAAUGCUUGCAUAAUAAUACCUGUUCAGAAAUAAUAGACAAUGAUUGUUAACAUAGAUUACAAAGGUUAUUGUGCACAUUAUUGUCUAGUUAUAUUAAUAUCACCAAUACCACUAUUCAGGAAGUAAGGUGCUGAAUAAAUGUAUACCAUGAGUGAAGAAAUAAAAGGAGGAAGGAAAUUA
Messenger RNA from Dreissena polymorpha, 1767 nucleotides. Its product is annotated as chromatin target of PRMT1 protein-like. The transcript has 7 exons. Bases 127 to 888 code for a protein of 253 amino acids. The record is from RefSeq and is a predicted model, not a curated record. NCBI's taxonomy places the organism in Eukaryota, Metazoa, Mollusca, Bivalvia, Myida, Dreissenidae.